Synchiropus splendidus (mandarinfish) is the source of this 1090-nucleotide messenger RNA. Its product is annotated as hydroxycarboxylic acid receptor 2-like. Gene Ontology annotation, biological process: G protein-coupled receptor signaling pathway. The record is from RefSeq and is a predicted model, not a curated record. Gene Ontology annotation, cellular component: membrane. The coding region runs from base 1 to 975 and encodes 324 amino acids. The transcript has a single exon. NCBI's taxonomy places the organism in Eukaryota, Metazoa, Chordata, Actinopteri, Syngnathiformes, Callionymidae. Gene Ontology annotation, molecular function: G protein-coupled receptor activity.
AUGCGAUGCUUUUUCAACGGCACUGUGCUGACCAGCCUGCUCCCGCCAAUGCUGGCAACGCAGUUUGUUCUGGGAAUUCUUGGAAAUGGCGUCGCCCUGUGGAUCUUCUGCUUCCACGUGAAACCUUGGAAGAGCAGCACGGUGUUGCUUUUCAACUUGGCCGUGGCUGACUUCUUGCUGAUCGUCGUCUUACCUUUUCGUGCCAGCUACUACAACUCGGGCCUCAAUUGGAUGUUCGGGAAAACAAUGUGCAACAUCUGCCUUUUCAUGCUGCAGCUGAACCGCAGUGGGAGCUCCUUCUUCCUGAUGGCCAUCGCUCUGGACAGGUACAUGCGUGUUGUGCAUCCUCAUCAUUCCAUUAACCACCUGAGCAUCGGGAAGUCUGCGUGUGGCGCUGGCAUACUUUGGGUGCUGACCGUGUCCAUGACCGCUCACGUCAUGACUCUCCAACACACCAACACCACCUACUGCGAGAGCUUCAUGAUCGACACCAGCGUGAAACAGACUGUCAGCUGGCACACCUUCGUCUUCAUUUUUUCAUUUUGGGUUCCCUUUCUGGUGAUUCUGUACUGCACUGUCCGCAUCAUCGGUCACCUCAGGGGUCGACAGCUGGCUCAGCACGGCAAGAUCAAAAAGGCUCUAUGUUUCAUCACGGUGGUCUUCGUGCUCUUCAGCAUCUGCUUCCUUCCGAGCAACAUCACACAGAUGCUGAUUUGGGCCAAAACCCAUCAAGCAGUGAGCACCUUGCCAGAGGACCAAGUGUGCAGCGCCCUGGACAACAUCACCACCAUAUUCUACAGCACCAUCAUCCUGACGUAUCUCAACAGCGCCCUGGACCCCGUGGUGUACUACUUCUCCAGCCCUGUUUUCAAGAACUUCUUCAGGAGGACUCUCCGUCUGCCCCAGACAGACGCCACUGAAAGCAGCGAGAAGAAAACUCGCGAGAGCGGCUCCCAGUCGCUGAGUCAGCUUUGAUCGGACCGUUCCCUGAUACUGCAGAAAUGAUUUCCUAAAAAGCGCAAUUUUGCUUUGAUUACACAGUAACUAAGCUAAAUGUAUGUUAAAUGUAAAAUGUAUUUUUUUUAUGUUU